ACAUUCGCUUCCGGCCGCCGCCGCGGGUGGUCCGGGAGGGGGCGGGGGGCCCCGGGAACGGGGACCCCGGGAAGAGGAGGGGGGCACAAGGAGCCCGCCCCCACCAUGGUGUCCUGGAUGCUCAGCCGGGUGAUUGUGCUGGUCUUCGGGCUGCUGUACCCUGCCUAUGUUUCCUACAAGGCUGUGAAGACCAAAAACAUCCGGGAAUAUGUCCGCUGGAUGAUGUACUGGAUCGUCUUUUCGCUCUUCAUGGCCACAGAGACCUUCACUGACCUCCUCAUCUCCUGGUUUCCCUUCUACUACGAGAUUAAGAUGGCCUUUGUCAUCUGGCUGCUCUCCCCCUACACCCGGGGGGCCAGCAUCCUCUACCGCAAAUUUGUGCACCCCACGCUGUCCCGGAAGGAGAAGGAGAUCGACACGUAUAUCAUCCAGGCCAGGGAGCGCAGCUACGAGGCGAUGGUGCGCUUUGGCAAGAGGGGCCUCAACAUGGCAGCCACGGCCGCGGUCCAGGCGGCCACCAAGAGCCAGGGCGUGCUGGCCGGGCGGCUCCGCAGCUUUAGCAUGCAGGACCUGCGCUCCAUCCCUGACGAGGCCCCCGUGCACUACCAGGACCCCCUGUACCUGGAGGAGCAGGAGAGCCGCAGGCAGCUGCUGGCCUACAGCAUGCCCUCGGCCAGCCAGCAGCACGAGAGUGAGACGGAGGAUGAGGAGCUCUGGUCAGACUCACAGGCCUUGCCUGAGCCUUCAUCCCAUGGCUGGGACCCCAAGCACCUCUCCCGCAGCCGGAGCCUGCGCACGGUGAAGAAGGUGACGUCGGGCAAAGAGGGCUCUUCCCGGCUCUUGCGCAGCCGGAGCAGGAAGAAAGUGGCUCCGCCGGAGCAGGACAGCUAAUGGCCCCCGGGAAACCCUCUGCCAGGAGUCUUAACACGAGUUUGCUGCUGCCACACCAGGAGGGAGCUACGGUUCGUGCAUCCCCGGGGAAGGGGCUCCCCCCUGCAUUACACUGCAAAUCUGCACCCGCCCGGCUGCACUGUGCACCUCCAGCUGCCUCGCGGAGGGGAGGGCAGCUCGGCCCCCACGCUGCUCCCGGCCGUGCCCCCUCCCAGACCUCGCUGCUGCAGGUCGGCGCCGGCGCCUCUCCUGCGGGGUCCUGUCCCAUUCCCCCACCCCAUUGAACACUACUGGUUCUGCUGGAGCUCCCCUCUCCUGCAGCCGUGAUGCCUUACUCCCCACGUUCCCUCUCCCCUGGGAGAUGGUGAGGGGCUCUUCCUUGUCCCAUCUCUCUUCUGAAGCCAAAGACACAGCCCCUGGCCAGGGCUCCCCCCCAGCUGCAGGCUGACCCCCCCAUACUUGAAACCUGACCGUGCCCUGCCCGGCACUAUGUGGCUUUUAAUGUUCUCCCCUCCCAGACAGGGGCUUUUGUACAUGGAGAAAUAAAUGUUACUUCAGACCUUCAGAA
Molecule: messenger RNA, 1459 nt
Organism: Phalacrocorax carbo (great cormorant)
Lineage: Eukaryota; Metazoa; Chordata; Aves; Suliformes; Phalacrocoracidae
Source: RefSeq, a predicted model, not a curated record